Parasteatoda tepidariorum (common house spider) is the source of this 2931-nucleotide messenger RNA. Its product is annotated as lymphoid-specific helicase. Gene Ontology annotation, biological process: pericentric heterochromatin formation; DNA methylation-dependent constitutive heterochromatin formation; lymphocyte proliferation. Gene Ontology annotation, molecular function: chromatin binding; ATP binding. Gene Ontology annotation, cellular component: pericentric heterochromatin; nucleus. The record is from RefSeq and is a predicted model, not a curated record. Lineage: Eukaryota; Metazoa; Arthropoda; Arachnida; Araneae; Theridiidae.
CAGGGAUAAAACAAUUAAACUCUAAUCAUUUCAUUUUUGCCAAUAGUAGAUUUUCGCGCUCUGUCUUCUGCUAUUGUUAAUUCCAUUCCAUUAGUUAAUUUAAAGAAUAUAGUCUGUAACCUAAAUUAAGUUUUAGAAAUUCAUUAUUUGUUACUUUAGAAGGAGCUUGAUAUAAAUUUGAAAUAAUUCUUGAACCUGAAUUUAAUUUACUGUGGAUAAAGAUUUUAUUAUACUAUAAAAUGCCUUUCAAAAAUAUGAAUAUCUCAAACGAAGUUGAGAGUAAAGAUAAUUCUAAUGUCAUUAGACAUGAAUCCACUAAAAAUGAAAAUGUAGCCUAUGGAAUCACCGAUCUGCCUAACAAUGAUGACGUGUAUACGAGCUAUAAAUCAAAUAGUUUUGAGGGAAGUAUUAUUACGCCCGAGAUGUUAAAGGAAGAGCAAGAGUUGGAACAAAAGGCUAUUUUGGAGGAGCAAGAAAUGAAACGCCAAGUUGAAGAGGAAGAAAAGAAAGUUGCUGAAGAGAAGUGCUACAAGCGUUUACAUCUUUUGUUGAGUCGUAGCAGUAUUUACGCUAAAUUUAUGGCCGAAAAAUUGGAGAAACGUGAAUUGAAACAAAAGGAAAAGGAAAAAAGGCAGAAAGCAAAAUUGGAAAGUAGUAGUGCAGGAGAAAGUGAACUGAAACGAAAAUCAGAUGAUGCUGUAUCUUCAUCUAAGAAAAGAAAGGUGCAUAAAACUGAAAUUACAGUAGUUGAUGUUUUUAAAGAAAAAAAUAUGCUCAAUAUUGAGCGUCAGGAAACUACUAAUAAUGCUGAUUUGGAAAAAGGCUGUGUGAAUAAUUUAAAAGAAACUGAUCUAGCAGACCGUCACCCCAUUCUUUUUUAUGGUGGGAAAAUGCGUAAUUAUCAAAUUGAAGGAUAUGAUUGGUUGAAAACUCUGUAUGAACAUGGCGUCAAUGGAAUUUUAGCUGAUGAAAUGGGAUUGGGAAAGACAAUUCAGGCUAUUGCAUUUAUUGCAUAUUUGAUUGAAAUGAAAGUAGCUGGUCCCUUUUUCAUAUGUGGUCCUUUAUCAACCUUGCCCAAUUGGUAUUCUGAAUUUAAGCGAUUCACUCCUGAUAUACCUGUCAUACUGUAUCAUGGUCCACGUGACGAUAGGGAUUAUCUCCUUCGUAAGAUAGCUAAGAAAGUUAAAGUAAAUGAAUCAUUUUCUUGUUUUCCAGUGAUUUUAACAUCCUAUCAAAUUGCAUUAAUUGAUGCCAAAAAGCUCUCUGAAAUUGAUUGGAAAUCCAUCACCAUUGAUGAAGCACACAGAAUUAAAAACUUCGAAUGUAGACUUGUCAAAGCUUUGAAAACAUUUCAUGCCGGUCACAGAUUACUUCUUACGGGUACUCCCUUGCAAAAUAAUUUGGAUGAACUCUGGUCGCUGUUAAAUUUCAUUCUUCCUGAAAUAUUUGAUGAUCUCAAAGUGUUUCAGUCUUGGUUUGAUAUUAACAGAUUAUCUAAAAGUGGGGCAAAUAAUGAAAUAGUUGCAAGAGAGCAAGAAAAACAAAUUAUUUAUACAAUUCAUCAAAUUUUGACACCUUUUCUUUUACGUAGGACUAAAGCUGAUGUGGAGUUGCAACUUCCUGAAAAAAAGGAAAUCAUUGUCUAUGCACCACUCACUGAUUUGCAAAAAAAAUAUUACACAGGUGUUUUAAACAAAACUAUAGCAAAUGAUUUGAGACCUUCAAAAUACUUUGAUCCUUCAGAAGUGCUGACAAAGAGGAGAAAGCCAGUUAAAACCGAAUAUUUUGGCUGUGAAAAUGUGAUAAAUGAAAAAAAUAUUGCCUGUAAGUCAGAAGAAGAGCCUUGGGAUCCUGAUACCUUGGAUGCAAAGUUGAAUCUUAAACUUCAGAAUCCUAUGAUGUGUCUAAGAAAAAUAUGUAACCAUCCUUUCUUAAUCAACCACCCUGUAGUUCCUGUUGGCGAAAAGUUAGUACAAGCUAGUGGCAAGCUUUUAAUCUUGGAUGCUAUGUUAGCUGAAUUAAAAAAACGUGGGCAUAAAGUGAUUAUCUUCACCCAGUUUGUUUCUAUGCUUGGCAUAUUAGAAGACUACUGUGAUUUGCGAAAAUAUAAAUAUUGCUGCUUGGCUGGAGAUAUGACAUUAGAGGAGCGUCAGGAGCAUCUGGAAGACUUCAAAGAUGAUUCUACUUUUAUCUUUUUAAUUAGCACUAAAGCUGGUGGUCUUGGAUUAAAUAUCAUAUCAGCUGACACCGUCAUUAUUUACGAUUCCGAUUGGAAUCCUCAAAAUGAUUUGCAAGCUCAAGACCGUUGCCAUCGUAUUGGACAAACUAAGCCUGUUGUGGUAUAUCGGUAUAUUGUACAAAAUACGAUUGACGAAAGGAUUUUGGAAUAUGCGACAGCUAAAAGGAAAUUGGAGAAGGUGAUCAUACAAAAGGGUCGCUUCACGUCCAAAGAUAUGGCUCGUUCUCAACAAGCGAUCACUCCAGAUGAACUUUUGAAACUCUUAGACUCCUGUGAUCAUGCAGGUUUUGUGAAAACUAAUGAUAAUUAUGUCAUUUCUCCUGAAGAGCUUACUAAACUGUUGGACAGAAGUGAUAUGCAAGGAUGGGAUGAGAAUGUUAAAGGUUGAAUUCUUUUUCGAACAAAUUUUUCAUUUGUAAAUUUAUUAUUUUCCACUCAAAUAUUUUCUAAAUUAAAAAUUAAACUUUAUCUUAUGGAUCAAGUAAAAAUUUACAGACUUUUUAUGAAUUUUUUUUGCUUGUGAUUGUAUUUUAAAUUACAAGUUGUUAUUAAAUUAGUUAAUAAAAUAAGUUAUUUAUUAUUGAUGUUAAAAAAUUUUUCAAAACUGGAAUUUUUUAUUUGGCAAUUGCAGUCAAUUAAUACUAACAUUGUCUUGUAAUUGAAUAUGCUUUUAAAACUUAUUGUGAGACAAU